AUGACCGAUAUUGCCAAAUAUUUGGUCGAACAUGAUGCAGAUGUUAAUAUGGAGACUCGUGAGUACUUUAAUUAUAAAACACCACUCAAAGCUGCAAUAAAGAAUGGUUCGAUCGAAAUGGUCCAAUACCUAAUUGAUCAUGGUGCAGAUGUUAAUAUGAAAAUUUGUGAUUACCAUGGUGGUUAUGAUUAUAAAGAUUUCAAAACACCUCUUUCUAUUGCAAUUAAUCAUGGGUCACUUGAAAUUGUCAAAUUAUUAGUUGAAAAUGGUGCAGAUGUUAAUAUGGGAAUUAUCGAUACAGAUGAAGAUUACUGCGCUGAAAAAUUUCUCCCCUUGACAUUGCAAAUGAAAAUGGUGCAAAUGAAAUUGCAAAUUAUUUAG
Molecule: messenger RNA, 381 nt
Organism: Trichomonas vaginalis G3
Lineage: Eukaryota; Parabasalia; Trichomonadida; Trichomonadidae
Product: spectrin binding
Exons: 1
Coding region: 1-381 (126 amino acids)
Molecular function (GO): protein binding
Source: RefSeq, a predicted model, not a curated record